AUGUAUAGGCCAAAUUCUGUGUGGACGUGGGCCUUUGUUGGGGUGACUUGUGUGCAGACCGCCAUAGUCCUAGGCUUCGAAGCAUACGUCUUCGCUCUUUUUCAAACAAGUCUCCAUCCACCACCUAAAGGCGCCGACGCUAAUGACUACCAACAUACUAUCCCAACCUUUCUUACUCUGUACAUCUUCGGUUUUGUCUACGAACUGAUCCUGGCCUACGAUGCCCUUCGGCUUAAGAAUACAAUUCAAAUCAUUGGGCUUUGCCUUUACAACCUCGGUCUGUUGAUAUAUGCCGCCGUUCAGAUGGCUGAAAUCGAUGACGCUGUGAAAAGUCUGGGUUCUCGUGGAACUUCCACAACCUGGAGUGCUGUCAAGCCGUUUCUCAUCGCGAUUCCUUGCGUGAUAGCAGUAGGCUCAAUUGCCAUGUCAAUUGUGGCACGAAAAAUCUACGACGAAUUCGCCUGGACCAUCUACAAGCAUAUCAGUGCGGAUUUGAGGAUGAAAAGGCGGUACCUAACAUAUCAGAUCUACAUCGCCCUCCUCAAAUUCGACUUCUUCUUCUUUCUUGGGUUCACCGUCCAAUUCGUGGUUGUCGUCGUGGAUGUCAAGGAUAUUGAGUUUGGUCUGACGAUCGCCGCAAUCCCAGUCACAAUCCUCAUCCUUGUUAUGGCCGGGUAUUUUACUCGAAAGGAGAGCUUGUCGGGCAUGGUUGCCACCAUUAUCCUUUACUUUGGAGGACUGGCCUACUUCCUCUUCAAGCUCGUCCGGAUGUAUCAAAAAACCCAAAGGGCCAAGCGCUAUCUACCUGCUCGCAAAAGCCUCACUUCUUUUGCAGUGAUCACAAUCGUUCUGAUUAUCCUCACCAUCAUUAACGCCACUAUGUGCGCCUUGAACUUCAGACACGGACUAAAGCCUUACAUCGCGAAUCGAAAAGUGGAAAGCGAAGAUGAAAAGCCAAAUAUGAUGGAGAUGCCUAAUCUCUCGCAUGGUCCAGUACCCAGCCGUAUGACGAUUGAUUGA
This is a messenger RNA of Letharia columbiana, 1020 nucleotides long. RefSeq lists its product as uncharacterized. The coding region runs from base 1 to 1020 and encodes 339 amino acids. Gene Ontology annotation, cellular component: Golgi apparatus. The record is from RefSeq and is a predicted model, not a curated record. Lineage: Eukaryota; Fungi; Ascomycota; Lecanoromycetes; Lecanorales; Parmeliaceae. The transcript is spliced from 4 exons.